AUGCUUGCAAGCCUGAGGGGCCUCUCAGUCGUGGUCAGGGCGGCUGACUAUUACGAUGUGCUGGGGGUGCCCCGCAACGCGGACAAGAAGGCCAUAAAGCAGGCAUACCGUUCCAAAGCCCGCAAGUACCACCCGGACGUGAACAAGGAGGCAGGCGCAGAGGCCCAGUUCAAGCAGAUCGGCGAGGCGUACGAGGUUUUGUCGGACGACCAGAAGCGGCAGAUAUACGACAAGUAUGGCGAGGCCGGCCUCAAGGGCGGCAUGGGCGGCUUCGGCGGCGCCGGCGGCAUGGGCGGCAUGGGCGGCGCGACGGACCCCUUCAGCAUCUUUGAGCAGUUCUUCGGCGGCGGCAUGGGGGGGAUGGGCGGGUUCGGCGGCGCGGGCACGCGGCAGACGCAGAUGCAGGGCGAGGAUCAGCGGUGA
This is a messenger RNA of Monoraphidium neglectum, 423 nucleotides long. Its product is annotated as Chaperone protein dnaJ. Lineage: Eukaryota; Viridiplantae; Chlorophyta; Chlorophyceae; Sphaeropleales; Selenastraceae. Bases 1 to 423 code for a protein of 140 amino acids. The record is from RefSeq and is a predicted model, not a curated record. The transcript is spliced from 3 exons. Gene Ontology annotation, cellular component: cytoplasm. Gene Ontology annotation, biological process: protein refolding.